Penicillium olsonii is the source of this 1782-nucleotide messenger RNA. NCBI's taxonomy places the organism in Eukaryota, Fungi, Ascomycota, Eurotiomycetes, Eurotiales, Aspergillaceae. The record is from the annotation of a GenBank genome assembly.
AUGUCCAAAAGACCCGCUGAGCUCCCCCUGGAGCGAGACUUUUCCGGUUCCCCCGCCUCCAAAAAGGCGCGUGUCGAAGACGCCACCGAAGAGGGCUCCGCCAACGGCGCAGAUGUCGACGUUCAGGGAGCAGCCGAGUUAGAAGCAGAGGAGCUUGAGGAGGGCGAACAGGACCCCUCGGAAAUUCUCGAUAUCGACGAAGAUGCGCCUGCACUCAGCGCACCGAAGCGGCAAAGUGCUCCUAUGGAAGGCUACGGCGACUUGUAUCUCGACACGAUCAACCGCCAGAUCUUGGACUUCGACUUCGAGAAAUUGUGCUCUGUGAGUCUGUCAAACAUCAAUGUGUACGCAUGUCUUGUUUGCGGCAAAUACUUCCAAGGUCGAGGUCCUAAGUCGCAUGCCUACUUUCACGCGCUUGAGGUCGGGCACCAUGUCUUCAUCAACAUUGGCACAAGGAAAGUCUAUGUCUUGCCGGAGGGAUACGAAGUGCAGAACAAGAGCUUGGACGAUAUCAAAUAUGUGGUUGACCCGCACUACACCAAAAGUGAGGUUAUCAAGCUAGACAAAGAAGUCCACGAUGCUUGGGAUCUGUCAGGGUCUAGAUACAGACCAGGCUUCGUUGGCAUGAACAACAUCAAAGCCAAUGAUUAUGUGAAUGUUGUAGCCCAACUAUUGGCACACGUCCUACCUAUUCGCAAUUUCUUCCUCCUCCAAAACUUCCCAGUUCCCGGUACCCCGGAGAUCGUUUUGCGGUUCAGCACACUUGUUCGUAAGCUAUGGAAUCCAAAGGCUUUUCGAUCGCACGUUUCUCCACAUGAGCUGCUACAGGAGAUCGCUUUGCGGUCUUCAAAGCGGUUCACGCUCACGAAUCAGGCCGAUCCAGUCGAGUUCUUGUCUUGGUUCUUAAACACCCUUCACCUUGCUUUGGGCGGGUCUAAAAAGCCUUCCCCUAAUCCAACAAGUGUUGUGCACGCGGCAUUCCAGGGUCGUGUGCGAAUUGAAAGCCAAGCUAUCACCGCUCACUCCGAUACCCAGAAUGCCCGUCUGGUGUUUACUGACUCCGGUACCACCAAAAGCCAAGUCACGCCUUUCCUCAUUUUGACUCUGGAUCUACCCCCUACUCCUCUCUUCCAGUCUAUCAACCGAGAGUCGAUCAUUCCGCAGAUUCCCUUGACGACCUUAUUGAACAAAUACAACGGCUACACGGCAUCCGAGAAGUUGGACCACCGUGUCCGUCAUCGCCUUCUCCACCCUCUUCCUCCCUACCUCUUCUUCCACAUCAAGCGUUUCAGCAAGAAUCGCUUUGUCUCUGAGCGAAACCCAACGAUUGUCACUUUCCCUUCCCCUCGCUCUCUAGAUAUGUCCCCGUACGUUGAGCCGAACCCAGAUGUCUGGUCACCUGGCGAGCCAAUUCUGUACGAUCUCGUCGCAAACAUCAUUCUUGACCCAGCCAUGGUCGCCCCCGGAGCAAUGGAUGACGCCGCCGAAAAAGGCACUAACGCUGCAUCAGGAUCCGGUGGCUCUUCCGCUGGUGCUGGCGGUGGCAGCGAAAAGGUUGCAUGGCACGUCCAACUCCACGACAAGGCCAUGUCAGCAGAAAAUUCAAAGGCACAAAAGGCAAACGCUCAAGGGAAACACCAGCAGCGUGGCCCGGAGUGGCUCGAAAUCCAGGACUUGUUUGUCAAGCGUGCAGAGUCUGAAACACUGUUUACGCGUGAAGGCUACCUUAUGGUUUGGGAACGACGCAAGACCCCGGGGCAAAAAGGAAAGGCUUCUGCAUAG